AUGCAAACCUCCACAGCCACCACGGGACCCUCAGGAAGAGGGUACGACUGCGUCAAACCUCAGCAAGCUGAGCCCCUACCUCAGCCUAGCCGCCGCCUGCCACCUGACCCUCACGAUUUACCUGCCAUCCGUCCAUUGCGAUGUGAAUUCUCUGGUGAUGAAGCAUCACCUCUUGAAACCCCAAGAGAUCCUCUUCUGGCUUCCUCAAACUGGAGCAAAAGACAAAGUCUCUUUUCAGAGAGGUGGAGGGCAGAGAGACCCCGCCUGGUAAACACGGCUGCGGAAAGGGAACAUGUGGCAACACACAUCUGCCAACAGUGUGGGAGUAAUCCAGCGGCUGUCCGGUGUUGUGACUGUAGACCACGUCCCUUCUUCUGUGCUGAAUGUGACGUCAGCAUGCACACCAGACAUGUUCUUCACAACAGAGAUGCCAUGACUGCUGGAUUCUUCCAACCAUUGCCUCCAACAACUUACGUGGUGGAUAAGGCUCUUUCCCAUUGUGUCCGGCUUGUACCUGUGGAGAUGCCUGACAAAAUCUGUGGUUGCUCACCAGAGUCAUUGUGUCACGCUGUGGAGCAGGCAGAAGAUCAGGCAGAGUCCAGAUUAACACGAAGAUUACUUUAA
Molecule: messenger RNA, 624 nt
Organism: Pimephales promelas (fathead minnow)
Lineage: Eukaryota; Metazoa; Chordata; Actinopteri; Cypriniformes; Leuciscidae
Source: RefSeq, a predicted model, not a curated record